Messenger RNA from Populus nigra (black poplar), 2809 nucleotides. RefSeq lists its product as uncharacterized. NCBI's taxonomy places the organism in Eukaryota, Viridiplantae, Streptophyta, Magnoliopsida, Malpighiales, Salicaceae. The record is from RefSeq and is a predicted model, not a curated record. The transcript has 5 exons. Bases 349 to 1248 code for a protein of 299 amino acids.
CAUUUUGAUUAUAAAUUGUUAGAGAUGGCAUUGACAGUGAAAUAAGUCUACUUUCUGUCUGCUUCUCUCGUUAGUUACUUUAUUACCAGAACUCGCCAACAUUCCUCGUUUUUGUCUUCAGUUUAGAUGUGCUAGCAGUUUCUCUGGCUUUCUUUAAGCUUUUUUCUUUAAUGGCUUCCUGCAGAAAUGCAUCAAACCAGACCUUGCCCGGAUCAAAAUCAAGUCUUGAUUAGGUGUUUUUGAAGCAUUUCUGAUACGGUUUUUGAGCUGCGAAAUUCUGGAGCAAGUGUUUGCGAGAAGUCCUAGAGAGAGUUUUGGAGUAGUAAAGUUCUGUUCUUUGGUGCUAAAAUGAGAGAUUUCCCAUCUUGUUUUGGUGAAAAUGGGGUACAAAUAGCUGAUUCUUCGUCUUCAAAUACUAGUAAAAAUGCACAGAAUUUGGUUACCUGUGUGUAUCAAUGUCGAAUUCGAGGCCGAUCUUGCUUGAUCACUAUAACGUGGAGUAAGAAUUUGAUGGGUCAAGGCCUAAGUGUAGGGAUUGAUGAUUCUGCAAAUCAGUGUUUAUGCAAGGUUGAUAUUAAACCGUGGUUGUUCUCAAAAAGAAAAGGGUCUAAGAGCUUAGAAGCAUAUUCUUGUAAAAUUGACAUAUACUGGGACCUUUCAUCGGCUAAAUUUGGAUCUGGUCCUGAACCAUUUGAGGGCUUUUAUGUUGCUGUUGUUGUGGAUAGGCAAAUGGUUCUGAUUCUCGGGGAUAUGAGAAAAGAAGCUUUCAAGAAAACUGGUGCCACUCCUAUUCCUUCCAAUGCUGUUUUUGUUGCUAAGAGAGAGCAUGUCUUUGGAAAGAAAGUGUUCUGUACCAAGGCUCGGUUUUGUGACAAUGGUCAAAUCCAUGAUCUCAUGAUUGAAUGCGACACAAUUGGUGUCAGUGAUCCGUGUCUUUUGGUUCGUGUGGACUGCAAGACCGUGAUGCAGGUGAAGCGACUCCGAUGGAAGUUCCGGGGGAACCACACCAUUUUGGUUGACGGGCUAGCAAUUGAAGUGUUCUGGGAUGUACAUAAUUGGCUCUUUGGUGCAUCAGUUGGAAAUGCUGUUUUUAUGUUCAAGACCUGCACGUCAGCCGAGAAGUUAUGGUCUAGCCAACAACUUUCAGAUCCAAAUGUGUUGCCGUGGUCCUUCUCCCAGAGAUUUCUGGAUUCCAAAUCACAAAAUCUUGGUUUUUCAUUGAUUUUGUAUGCUUGGAAGCAUGAAUAGAGAGACUCAGAAAUCUUCUUUGAGUGCUAACAAAAACAUUAGUGAGUUGUGAUAUUUAUUAAUCAUGUGAUUGGUUACACUUAAUUUUAUUAAACAGAUCCAUUUGUUUUUUACUUCGCCUUUUUUUUCAGUUGACAAUUUCAGCUAUUGAAUGGAUCAGAUAGAAUUGUGUUUUCAGUUACCUGUGCAUCCUUCAUGAUGUAUUUCUCAUAUUCAUUUUUAUGUUUCCUAUUAGAAAUCCAAUAUCAAGGAAAUAUUUAUCUUCAAUGUAGCCUUUUUUGUGGCCUGAAUUUGUUAGACCACAUGCAGCUUUUAGCAUAUCCUGCUGCGGUGACUUUUCUCGUUGAAUUCCUCAUCAUGAAUUCGUGGUAUAGAAUAUCUGAACUGUAUGUGCUCCCUUUUCCUAAAGUUGUUCCAGGCGAUGCCAAAAUUAUAUCUGGGUGACUUGCCAUUAGCUGGAAUCGAUCUCCAUGUGAUGCAGGUGUCGUGGUUAUUUCAUCUAACUCGGGGAGACAAAGUACAAGGUUAGUUUAUGUUUGGUGUUCCAACAAUUUUAAUCUCCCAAUCCAAUUCAUCAGCAUUGAAAAGACUCAAAUCUAGUGAGGUUUUUCGGGAACCUCGUCAGAAAGGCCUACUCAAGGGACAAAACUUCAGCAGAUAACUUUCAAGUGUGGCCACAGGACAGUGAGAAACACUGUCGUUGGAUGGGAGGGACUUGUAAUUUUCUUUCGGGUUUGGUUUUCUAUGAAUGCCCUGUUUGAGCAUAUGGAGUUACUGACUUCUAACUUCUCGUGUGGAGCUUCUAUUCUUCCCAGUUUGGGGCUACUAUGAACAUAAUUAGCUGCACCAUUCCUGUCAUCUUUUUUAUUGAAUUGCAGGCUUUUGUAUCUUUGGUUGGUUGGGAGGGCAACUGUGUUUUCGUUCUUUGCACCUUGAUUAUUAUGUUUACUGUUUCAGUGGUGCUCCAGUUCCCUUCCUUUCUCUUUCACAGCUGGUUCUUAACCACUGGGGAGACAAAAUAACAUGCGUCUCUCUCCAUCUUGCUCAACUAUCUUCUGUGCUCUUUUCUGUUUAAAGGACGAAGAGCAGUUAUAAUUGCCUGUGUCAAAGCAUUGCAGGAGGUUAUUGCUCUGCAGGAUUUCAGCGGGGUAUAUCAGAGCUCAAUCACUCCAACAUUCAUUCUUGUAUGUAUUCACCUUAGUUGGGUGAUGCAAUGGAUGUGUGGUGAUCUUUUGAAAAUUCGUUCCAUCUUGUGACAUGCUACAGUGAAGCUGAUAUGCAGAAUCUAGAAUGCAAUUUCAUCGUAAGUUCAAGACUGCGAAUUGCCUGGAAUCUCACCUAGAAGCUCAUGUCAGUCCAGUUCAGGUGACUCUGGUUGCAAGGCAUGCUCGUAUACUUAAUGAUUCAAGCCUCCAGCUAUUCUUCAUGUCCAGUCUCAAUUUAAGUUUCUAGCUGGCAUGUUUAGACAUUGCAGGCAUGAAAGCUUGCUGUAAUUCUCUUCACUUCAUCCUUGGGGGAUUGAAAUUUUGAUAUACAUGACAAGAGUAUAUGCUUGGUUACA